Molecule: messenger RNA, 3117 nt
Organism: Drosophila elegans
Lineage: Eukaryota; Metazoa; Arthropoda; Insecta; Diptera; Drosophilidae
Gene: EDTP
Product: myotubularin-related protein 14
Exons: 6
Coding region: 420-2687 (755 amino acids)
Biological process (GO): dephosphorylation
Molecular function (GO): phosphatidylinositol-3-phosphate phosphatase activity
Source: RefSeq, a predicted model, not a curated record
CCCACCUCUAUGUUGUUUUUUUGGUCGCGGCUGUUUGACGUUUUUCCUGUCUUAUUAUAUUAUCAUAUUAUAUUACUACUUUGCGCAUAUAAUUAAAAACGGAAUCGCGAGUGCAACGACGACAACAACCGUGAGCGGAUUUUAAAUUAGCGGCCGCGAUUUUUGAUGACGUCGUCUUGUUUUUAGGGCGUAAAAAGCAAAGCAAAAGCAAACAAACGCGAAAAGCGAAACGUGUAAACGGCGUAGAAGAGAUAAAAGCGACUCAAAUACGCAGCAGAUAAAAUACUAAAGAGAGAAAAAAAUCACGAGAAUUCGUAUUUAAUAUUCGGCAACUUUUUGCGAGUGUUCGUCGUGUGCUUGUGUGUGUGUUAAGUGGGCAAAAAAAUAAGGAAUAGAACGGUAAAUGCAGCACCUUAAAAAUGUGCAGCCUGACGCUAAACAACAUGGUCAACGUAACGCAGCUGGACCUCCACGAUCUAUUGGAAAUUUUCGAAAAAAAAUCCUUCGAGGCGGCGGCCUUUGAGGAAGGAACGGCGGAGUAUGAUAUCUCCAAGAAAUGUGAAUACCUAUUCAAACUCGACUACAGCCUUAUCGAGCUGGACAACACAAAUGGACUGCUCAGUCCGCGUUAUCCUGGCCGAAUACUCAUCCCGGAGUGCGAGCAUGGACACAUGGCCAAGACGCUGGUGCCGGGAAAUGGCCUGUUCGGGCCAGUUGGCGGCGGAUUGGGUGGAGGAGGAGGAGGCUCCUCCGGAACCACGGCUACGGCCACGCCUCUAAACAGCAGUGCAGGGAGCACCGGAAGCGAGGGUGCGGGCAUCCAGGCCUUCGUGACCUUUGCCAAUCCUGUGCAGACGCAACAGCAGACACAUCCCCUCAUGCAGCAAUUUCCCAUGCAGCAGCCACAUCAUCCACUGCCUCAGCAAUAUCUUUCCCAGCAGCCACAUCCGCUGCAGCAGCAGCAACAGCAGCAGAAUUCACAGCAGCAGCCGCAAAAUACCAUCUAUGAGGACCAGUACGAUAUACAGCGGAUGCGGGAAUUGGUUACGAUGGCCAAGUACGCGAGAUGCCGUCAAAGAUUUGCCGUGCCCGUAAUUAUGUACCGCGGAAAGUACAUCUGCCGUUCGGCCACUCUGUCCGUAAUGCCGGAAACCUACGGCCGGAAGGUGGUGGACUACGCCUACGACUGCCUCAGUGGCGGCAAUUAUACGACGCCAAACGGGGACGAGAACGAUGCGGACUCCACGGACGAGUCGCUGAUCACCCACAUGCACGACCAGGCGCAGUCGCAGUUCAGCUACGACGAGGUCAUCAAGAGUGACAUCCAGCUGCUCCACACGCUCAACGUCUCCACCAUUGUGGACCUCAUGGUGGAGAACCGCAAGAUCAAAUACUUCAUGGCCGUUUCUUCAUCGGAGAAAGCGGAUCCAAACAAGCACUACAAGAGCUUUAACCUUCUAUCCCUGCCGUACCCGGGCUGUGAGUUCUUCAAAAAGUUCCGGGACAACAACUACAUGGCGCGCAACCUGCACUACAACUGGAAGCAGUCUUUCAACGAUGCGAAUAUCAAUAUACCCAAUCUGGGACCCGCUGCGGAUAUCGAUGUGGUGUGGCCGGAGUACCGGGAUUGGGAUUUGGUGGCCAUCACCCAGAAUUACUUGCGAGCCAUACUGAAAUAUGUGCAGGAGGAGAGCUCCGGCCUGUUGAUUCACUGCAUCAGCGGUUGGGAUCGCACUCCGCUGUUUGUCUCCCUGGUCAGGCUGUCCCUGUGGGCAGAUGGACUCAUACACCAGUCGCUGAAUGCCAUGCAGAUGGCGUACUUUACACUGGCCUACGACUGGUACCUGUUUGGCCACCAACUGCCCGAUCGCCUGAAACGCGGCGAGGACAUCAUGUUCUUCUGCUUUCAUGUGCUCAAGUUCAUCACGGACGAGGAGUACAGCAUUGUGGAGCAUCGGAAACGCACCAAGACAUCGAGCAGCAGCGGCAGUAGUGUUAUAGUGAUCAAAUCCGACUGCUGCGAUGAUGAACCGCUCAAGGAAGACUACAUUCUGGCCUUCGAUCAAGAUAGCAACGACAGCUACUCAAACUGUUCCAACUGUGAUAUGUCCAUAACAGAUAACUUCUAUGCCACCACACCAGCGCAAGUCAAUCCGCUGACCAGCAGGUCACCCAAUCCGAAGAGAUCCAGAACCAGCCCCAUUUCAGUGCCCGGCUCGAAUGCGCGGCAAAGACAGGAGUCCACGUCCUCGAACGGUAGCUGGCAGGUGGUCACGGAUACGGGCUCCAUUGACUCCAUGAUGAAUGGCAGCUACAUGAUGCGGUUUGUGGCCCAACAGGCGGCGGACGGCGGUGGCGGCUCCUCGAACAUUCCUCUGUAUAAUGGUGGUAAUGGCUACCACUGCAGCACCAACGCAGCAUCGAGCGGCAGUGGAAGCGGCAGCGGAAGUGGGAGCAGCAUCAGCAACGGCAGCUCGACGCACGGUUUCGCAAACGGUUCCUCCAAAGACGUGGGCGGCAGCACUAUGGCCAGCAAGCAAUGCAUCAACUUACGAAAGCAACGCCUGAAUGCAGUGCGCGCCAUCUUCAUACAAGCCUACGGAAAGACGAUUGGACUGAAAUUCAAGGAGGGAUCUUCCAUGAAUCUGGCCACGUUUAUUGGCAACCUGGCGGACCAAUUGUUUUGAGGAAGCGGAAGCAGCAGCAGCUAUACUCGAUUGUUAGUUUUUCACCCACAUUGUUUGUUUGUUGUUAAGUGCUGCGCUUUCCACCAAUGACUGUAUUUCGUAUAGACCUGUUGAAUUGCGUUCUUUUGUGACUGUUGACGAUUGUGUAAUGUAAGGGAUAAAUUAUAACUGAUUACUGAUAAGCAACAAACGAACGAACGAACCCGGCGGCUCCUAGACAAUGCGUAUAGUACAACUCCAGUCCUGGUUAACCCGCUCCUUAGAUUCUCUAGACUCCCGCUCCCCUCUCCUUACUUUUUCAGUUGUUAGUCCUUUUUCGAGAAUGCAAAGCAAACGCGAAUUAUAAAAUGCGAUUCGGAUUAUACAAUAGCCUUAAGUUGUAAUUUAUAGUAAUGUAUUUUUUAAUAAACUUAUGUGCAUUUGAUACGAA